Cylas formicarius (sweet potato weevil) is the source of this 422-nucleotide messenger RNA. RefSeq lists its product as uncharacterized. The transcript has 3 exons. The coding region runs from base 51 to 395 and encodes 114 amino acids. NCBI's taxonomy places the organism in Eukaryota, Metazoa, Arthropoda, Insecta, Coleoptera, Brentidae. The record is from RefSeq and is a predicted model, not a curated record.
UGCUGCGCGCCUAUCGCCUUACCGUUCAGUACUUCCGAUAAUCUUUCAGCAUGACGGUUGCUUUUGCGUUGGUACUAUGUGCCUGCGCAAGAUUCGUAGUUUCAGGUCCUUUCGACCAAUUCGCUGCUUCCAUCAGUUCAUUAACAGCAGGCGCAAACUCUCUAGCUCCCGAUCUAAGUCCUUCGCAGCUCGGCGAGCCAGGUGGAAAACAGUGCGGAACGAACCAGAUUUUUGAUUGUACGUCGUGGCUGAGGAAAGACUGCACCAAUAAACCCCUGUGGCCGAUACUUAUCAAGCCUCCAUUCUGCGUGUUCAAGACCUGCGUGUGCGCCGAGGGAUACGUACGAAGGUCCUUCCUCGACCCCACUUGCGUCGUACCCGAACAAUGUUCGUAAUCAACGUGAGAUCUAAAUAAACUUGUU